UCACUUCCUGGUUAAGACAACACGUAGCAUCAGUGUGGCGUUUGUACGGAGAAAGCUUCAAACGUCGACUUUACUGAAUUAUUUUCUGUAUCUGUGUCCGGUAAUCUCUUUUAAUGUGAGACGUAUUCGUUUAGCUCCAGUAUAAUGAAGCCACACCGACGUAACCUGCUAUGUUUAGCCUCUUUUGUAGGCUAGGCUAGUUGAUCGAGCUAACAUAGACAGGACUAACCGGUGUUGUUUACAAUUGUUCAAUCAUGUAUACAUUGUUAUCUGGAUUGUAUAAAUACAUGUUCCAAAAGGACGAAUACUGCAUUUUAAUCCUGGGACUGGACAAUGCUGGUAAAACGACCUUUUUGGAACAAACCAAAACGAAGUUCAGUAAGAACUACAAGGGAAUGAGUUUAUCAAAGAUCACAACUACAGUUGGCCUGAACAUUGGCACAAUCGACGUGGGUAAGGCUCGACUAAUGUUCUGGGAUCUGGGAGGUCAGGAGGAGCUCCAGUCUCUGUGGGACAAAUACUAUGCAGAGUCCCAUGGAGUCAUCUAUGUUAUCGAUUCAACUGAUGAAGAACGCCUGUCGGAAUCAAAGGAGGCCUUUGAGAAAAUGAUCAGCAAUGAUGCAUUAGAAGGUGUUCCUCUCCUGGUGCUGGCCAACAAGCAGGAUGUUCCGGACUGUAUGUCAGUGCCGGACAUUAAAACAGCCUUCAGCGACUGUGCCCCAAAGAUUGGCAAGAGGGACUGUUUAGUGCAGCCUUGUACUGCCCUCACAGGGGACGGAGUGAACGAAGGUAUUGAGUGGAUGGUGAAAUGUGUGAUCAGGAACAUUCACAGGCCUCCCCGACAGAAGGACAUCACAUAAGAAGUCAUCUUUUCCAUAGUGUGACCUGAAGUUUUUCCUUCCCGAGGACAUUCCAUGUAAACUCUGCUGUCUGCUGUGACUGUGAUCUUCUGCAGGAGUUUGUUAUGGACAGAACGUGGCAGUAUUUUUAUCAUGGAGCUAAAUUCUGAUGUGCUCUGAGCCGCUGCCUGUCUUUUACACUUGUUUUCAAUUUGAAGAGGGUAGUUCUCUGUUCUCAGUAUCAAAUUAACUUAAGCCUGCAUUUAAAAAAAACAAAAACUAAUAAAGGUAUUGCAGAUACUGUGCAAAUAAACUUUUUGUUUUUUUUAACAGUGUUCUGCUUCACAUGGGGACACGGGCAUCAUAGAGCUCUGACUGGUUAAAGGACUAUUCUAUAUUUUCUGUAUUAUAUUGUAUUGAAAUCAAUUAAGUCUGUAUCUUUUUGAGACAUUGCUUUAACUUCAACCUUAUCUGUGGCUCUCAGCUCCCAGCCCAUCGGUUCCCACUGAAGAUGUAAAUCUCUGUAAAAAAAUAAAUAAAUCAUUUACUCAA
Messenger RNA from Solea senegalensis (Senegalese sole), 1391 nucleotides. RefSeq names its product ADP-ribosylation factor related protein 1 (gene arfrp1). The record is from RefSeq and is a predicted model, not a curated record. NCBI's taxonomy places the organism in Eukaryota, Metazoa, Chordata, Actinopteri, Pleuronectiformes, Soleidae. The coding region runs from base 255 to 860 and encodes 201 amino acids. Gene Ontology annotation, cellular component: Golgi apparatus. Gene Ontology annotation, biological process: intracellular protein transport; protein localization to organelle; Golgi to plasma membrane protein transport. Gene Ontology annotation, molecular function: GTP binding; GTPase activity. The transcript has 7 exons.